CUGCAUGUGCUGCUUCUCCAGAACAAUGUCAUCGAGGCCCUUCCAGAUGAAUUGUUUUCGUGCCUGCCAAAUCUCAUCGAGCUCAAUGUUUCCAACAAUCGGCUGCAAUCCCUCUCCCCAAGGAUCGGCGCACUGACUUUCCUACGCGAGCUUCGGAUAGCCAACAACACGCUUCGUCAAGUGCCCCCAUCGAUCGCCCUUCUUGAUCGAUUGCACACCUUGGAUCUGUCGAAAAAUCAGCUCGAGUUUGUUCCAUAUGAAAUGACACGCCUUCCCAGACUCUCCAAAUUCUGGGUGCAGGGCAAUCGCUUC
Polychytrium aggregatum is the source of this 312-nucleotide messenger RNA. RefSeq lists its product as uncharacterized. The record is from RefSeq and is a predicted model, not a curated record. Gene Ontology annotation, molecular function: protein binding. Lineage: Eukaryota; Fungi; Chytridiomycota; Chytridiomycetes; Polychytriales. The annotation marks the transcript as partial. The transcript has a single exon.